UGCUCUCCUUUUUUCCCGCCUAAUUUGAACGCAAUGGGUUCACGGAAAAUCUGCAGUUUCGUCUCAGUUUUGGGAUCAUUUCGUCGUUCAUGCUACAAUAGUACUCGUAAAAACAUACUACUCGAUGAGAAUACUAAGUUAAUAUGUCAAGGAUUUACAGGGAAGCAAGGCACUUUCCACUCUCAACAAACCCUUGCUUACGGUACGAAACUUGUUGGUGGUGUUUCUCCUGGGAAAGGUGGAAGUGCACAUCUUGGAUUGCCGGUGUUUAAUACAGUCAAAGAGGCUAAGGAGGCUACAGGUGCAACUGCUACUGUUAUUUACGUACCACCGCCACAUGCUGCUGUGGCUAUUGUCGAAGCUAUUGAUGCACAGAUUCCUCUUAUCGUAUGUAUAACUGAAGGUAUCCCACAACAUGAUAUGAUACGUGUACGGAAACGUCUUGUUGAACAGUCUUCUUCCAGAUUAAUUGGACCAAAUUGUCCAGGAAUAAUAAAACCGGAUAUAUGCAAAAUUGGCAUAAUGCCUGCACAUAUUCACAAACCAGGCACUGUUGGCAUUGUCUCCAGAUCGGGAACACUAACCUAUGAAGCAGUCUUUCAAACUACACAGGUUGGCCUUGGCCAAUCUUUAUGCGUUGGAAUUGGUGGAGAUCCGUUCAAUGGAACAAAUUUUGUUGAUUGCCUUGAAGUAUUCUUAAAAGAUCCUAAUACAGAAUCAAUUAUUCUUCUUGGUGAAAUCGGUGGGGAAUCAGAAGAACAGGCUGCAGAUUACCUGAAACAACACAAUACGGGUCCAAAUAGUAAACCUGUUGUCUCUUUCAUUGCUGGAGUAACAGCACCACCUGGUCGUCGUAUGGGUCAUGCAGGAGCUAUCAUUUCUUUGGGUAAAGGAGGUGCUAAGGAAAAAAUGGCAGCUUUAGAAAGUGCAGGUGUAAUUGUCACUCCUUCUCCAGCUCAACUGGGUAAAACUCUUUUAGAGGCGAUAAAUGGUCGUUCACGUGCUAAAAGUAACUAAACAAUCUACAGUGAAGUUUACUCCAGAGCUGAUCAAAGAUGCUUAUAAGUUACUUACACAAUUAGUAUUAUUAUAACUGUUCUGUGUAUGCGAGCUCGCCAGUGCGAUCUUUUCUUCCGGAUAUAAUCAAAAUAUGUUGUUUUUUUUUAAAUUGGUUGUCCAACCAUUGACUUCAACAUUCUACUGUUUUUCAUCGCAUUCUUUUUUUUCUUGUGUCUUUCGAAUUAGUGUAUAUUCAUUCAUUGACUAAGUAAAUCGUUUAGUACUACAAUCAUCGGUAUAUGUGUGCUUGUCACCAGUAUCCCUGAUAUAGUGAGUGAGAGAAAAGACCAAACUAGUAUCUCGUUUACUUGAUUGUUUGCCUUGUCUCUCUCUCUCUUUCUCUGUACUUCACAGCCAUGUAACACCACUGUUUAUCUUCCUUUCUUGUAUAGGAUUUUAGUAUAUAAAGUACUUUAUAUACUUUUUUUCUGCUCCUUUGUGUAUCGCUUUUUUUUCUCUUAAAUCAGAAUGGUUAGUAUGUAUAUUUACACGUGUGUGUGUGAGAUAACGGAGUACAGUUGUUCCAUUGUCGUAGUAUUUAUUAAAGAAAAAACCUAGUGAUAAUCAAAAUAAUAACUGUUUUCUAUUUCUUCUUUGAAUGAGUUUUACUCAGUAGUGUAUAUGCGCAAUCACACUUAAUUGAAAUUCAAUUACCCUGGCAUUGAUUUUUCGGACUGAUGGACAACUCGUAGGUUUACCUAUAGGAGAACUGAAAACCCUGAUUCCAAUCUUAUGGGGGUUGUAUUGGCUGCAGAAUCUGGACAGACCGGUUAUGAUUACAGGGAACCAUGGGAAUGCUGCUGCACACUGCUCUGUGGAUCUGACUUUAAGUCCGUGGUUGUAAGGUUGGGUUGGGAGGAAGUGGGUCUUUUUAGGACAGUGACUUGCUUCGGUCUGAACUUCUGGGUGAUAGUACCCCUGCCCUCGAACAAA
Molecule: messenger RNA, 1992 nt
Organism: Trichobilharzia regenti
Lineage: Eukaryota; Metazoa; Platyhelminthes; Trematoda; Strigeidida; Schistosomatidae
Source: the annotation of a GenBank genome assembly